Molecule: messenger RNA, 2623 nt
Organism: Pogoniulus pusillus (Red-fronted tinkerbird)
Lineage: Eukaryota; Metazoa; Chordata; Aves; Piciformes; Lybiidae
Gene: GJC2
Product: gap junction protein gamma 2
Exons: 4
Coding region: 489-1736 (415 amino acids)
Biological process (GO): cell-cell signaling
Cellular component (GO): connexin complex
Molecular function (GO): gap junction channel activity
Source: RefSeq, a predicted model, not a curated record
GGACAGGUGCCCGCUAGGUGGCAGAAGUGUCAGCAGGAAAGCGCAGAGCUUGGGCGCUGUGGAGCUGCAAACCGCCGAGGUGCAGGACACGGUGCUGACCUCAGUCCGGUGGUCUCCAGCCACCGUGGGACCUGUGGUGCUGUCACCAGAUGGAAGUGCCCAGCCGCUGCCCGCUCACCCCUCCUGCCAGCGCCCCGAGACCUCGUGUGGCCGCCAGCCCCGAACCCAGCCUCCAGGAGAGCCAAAACAAUCCUGUGAUUCUGUGCCCUUCUGGUGCUCUCCCACAGGACAGCCAGGUGACCACCACGUGCUGCCUGCUGCUGCUGCCUCACACUGAGAUACUCGCCAACACCCCCGACAGAGCUGUGGCUGGUGGUGCUGCUGCAGGGCUUCUCCCCCCGGGAAGGUCUCUGGUUAUGCGGUGAGGACCUGCGGCUCGGACGCACCUUUUUUUCCUGGCUGUGAAAGGUUAUAACUGAGUAGCCCUUAUGACCAACAUGAGCUGGAGCUUUCUAACCCGCCUGCUAGAAGAGAUUCACAAUCACUCCACCUUCGUGGGGAAGGUCUGGCUCACCGUGCUCAUCGUCUUCCGCAUUGUCUUGACGGCGGUGGGGGGAGAGUCCAUCUACUCGGAUGAGCAGAGCAAGUUCACCUGCAACACCAAGCAGCCCGGCUGCGACAACGUCUGCUACGAUGCCUUCGCGCCGCUCUCGCACGUCAGGUUCUGGGUCUUCCAAAUCAUCAUGAUCUCCACCCCGUCCGUCAUGUACCUGGGCUACGCCAUCCACAGGAUCGCCCGCUCGGCCGAGGAGGAGAAGAAGUUCAAGGGCUUCAAGAAGAAGAAGCAGUUUGCGCUGAACUGGCAGGCGGUGCGCAACGUGGAGGACGCGAUGGAGGCCGACGAGGAGGACCCCAUGAUCUCCGACGACACGGCGGAACACGAGAAAGCCAAGGCCAAGCCCAAGAGCAAGGAGCCGCAGAAGCACGACGGGAGGAGGCGCAUCCAGCAAGAAGGGCUGAUGAAGAUCUACGUCUUCCAGCUUCUCACCAGAGCCUCCUUUGAAGUCUGCUUUUUGAUAGGGCAGUAUUUGCUCUACGGGUUUGAGGUAGAAGCUUAUUACGUCUGCAACAGAGUCCCUUGCCCUCACACUGUGGACUGCUUCGUGUCCCGGCCGACAGAGAAGACCAUCUUCCUCCUGGUGAUGUACGUGGUGAGCUGCCUCUGCCUACUGCUGAACAUGUGUGAGAUGUUUCACCUGGGCUUUGGCACCAUCCGAGAUGCCAUUCGCAACCGGAAAAUCAACAGCUUUAGGCAGCCUCCUUACAACUAUGCCUACCCAAAGAACAUCUCCUGCCCUCCUGAGUACAACCUGGUAGUGAAAUCAGAGAAGUCCACCAAGAUCCCCAACAGCCUGAUGGCUCACGAGCAGAACCUGGCUAAUGUGGCUCAGGAGCAGCAGUGCACCAGCCCAGAUGAGAACCUGCCAGCAGACUUGUCCACCCUUCACAAACACUUGCGAGUGGCCCAGGAGCAGUUAGACAUAGCAUUCCAGAGCUACAGCAGCACCCAGGGCAACACCCAACCUUCUCGAACCAGCAGUCCUGCCUCGGGUGGCACGGUGGUAGAGCAGAACAGGGCCAACACUGCCCAGGAGAAACAAGGUGCUAAACCCAAGGCCUGCCUGGAGAAAGGGAGCUCAAGCAGUAAAGAUGGAAAGACAUCUGUAUGGAUAUAGCUUCAUCUAAGAGGAGACAGGGCAGCCUGAGGGGGGCGGGGGUGGGUAUUUUGGUUUGGUUUGGUUUUGAGCUCGUUUCACAGGCACAAGUUUUUAUUUGGAAGUCAGGAGAGAAAAGCAAUUCCUGACCAAUUUAAUGCUGUCUUCCAGUGCGUUGCUUAAGACACAUUUCUUCCAUGUCUCCAACGCCUUCUCCAGUUGGGAACCUCCAGUGUGCAACAGCAAACCCCUGGCAUUUCCCACCCCCUUCAAUCAUCACUGGAGCUCCGAGCACAGACUGGACAACAUGUUGUGAAGGGCGGUGGAGCUGCUGGUGGUUCAGGAGAGAAGUCAGACUGAGAGUGAGCAGCUUCCCCCCUGCAUGGCAAGACCAGAGGUCAGGCAGUGUUCAAUUACUAAAUAUCCUUAAUCCAGAUUAAUUUGUGAUCCCUCGAGAAGGAAACAACUGACACAUUGCAGGAACCUUGAUGACACGCUUCCAGCUGAUGUCCUCCUGAAGAGGAUGCUCCAGCAGGCAUCAUCUGACGCUGUGAGCCCCAAGCUGGCACCCACAUCAGGUCAUGGGACAGAAACACAGCGAGCAUCUUACCCAGGGAGACCUAAAAACUCAGCACAGGGCUGAAGGUUUCUUGUCUUUGAUUCCUCUGCGUUGCAGCAAGAAGCAAAGGUGAUCAAAUACUUGGCAGUGCCACUGCCUUGUACCGGUGCCUGCGUAGCGCUCGCUGCAGACGUGGUGGGAACUGCUCCAGCUACCAGAGUUAUUAACAAACUGCUGCUUCACAUCAUCAGAGAAGUGCCUUUAUGCAACCAGGAAAACAAACCCACCAAGCAUUUGGACUUGGUACUUUGGUGGAUGUCAGUAGAGGUUGAAAGAUGAGCAUUGGGAA